This is a messenger RNA of Hylaeus anthracinus, 3803 nucleotides long. RefSeq names its product cGMP-dependent 3',5'-cyclic phosphodiesterase-like. Lineage: Eukaryota; Metazoa; Arthropoda; Insecta; Hymenoptera; Colletidae. The transcript is spliced from 10 exons. Gene Ontology annotation, molecular function: protein homodimerization activity; 3',5'-cGMP-stimulated cyclic-nucleotide phosphodiesterase activity; 3',5'-cyclic-GMP phosphodiesterase activity. Gene Ontology annotation, cellular component: mitochondrial outer membrane; synaptic membrane; cytosol. The coding region runs from base 426 to 2801 and encodes 791 amino acids. The record is from RefSeq and is a predicted model, not a curated record. Gene Ontology annotation, biological process: regulation of mitochondrion organization; cGMP catabolic process; negative regulation of receptor guanylyl cyclase signaling pathway.
GGAUAUUGUCUGUGGUUGUUGCUUUCACGCACUCUCACGCUGGCAUUUAUGAGUCGUCCGAGUUGCGCACGUCACUUGUUUAUUCACUAUCCGUGGAAUCAUGCAGAAUGCAGCAGAAGACUGAUGCAGAGUCUGCUGACAGAAGCACAGAAGCUCAAAGAAACUUGUUCGCAUCGUAUUUUCAUUUCGUACUCUGACAGUCCAUUCAAAUUUAAAAAAUGAUUGACACGCUUUGUUUACUACAUGCGGCGAUACGAUUGCGAAACAGUGUUUAAGAAUAAUUGUUCCAUUGUGCAUGGUUAAAAAUGAGAGAUUUAGAAAAAUGAGUGUUCAAUCAAACACAUUUGAUACGUCGCAAUAUUACAUGGAAGCACGACUCGCGAAUAUAGCUACAUGAAAAAGUAUUGAAAAGUAGCUAAUAAAAAAUGAGUUCGUUUGAUUUAAAUAUGCCGCACGCGGACAAAAUUCUUCUGCUUCUCGAGGAGCUCUGCGACCUCUCCUAUCCUCAUGUGCAGCAAAAGUUAAACAAAUACAUACAAACUGAAACAAACUCAAAGUUAUCUUUUCUUGUACCAAUUUUAAUAGAGUCAGAGGAAAUGGUGAUCCAUGUGAUCGGAGAAGAAAUUUUAGGUAGAGAAAUAAGAUUUCCUAUGUUGAAUAAUAUCUUAUACAAGACUAUACAGAAUAAGGAACCGGUAACCAUGGAUAUCGAAACGCUCGACGACGAAUUAUUACGUCAUCUUCGGCCGAUAUGUCCAACGUCAAAUUCGUUUUUAACGAUACCUAUACAACAUCCAAAGCAGAAUCAUGUAGCACUGGUAGUAUCUCUGGUUAACGACGACGACAACAACAAAGAAAAAACUGCACAUAGUUGUAUAGAAAUUGUUCAAGAAUGUUUUAGGUACGAGAUUACUUUUACUAUGUUAAAAGAAUUAAUCGAGUCUCGAGUCAAAUCUACGAACGUAUCGAACGAUUUGAAAUUUGUAAUAAUUCUCUUUAGAUAUAAUUACAAAUUUUUUCUUCAACGUAGAUUCUGCCUAGGAUUUCUUUUAAAUUCGUUAACAUGUUACGAAGAAACUCGACUGAAACGCCAGUGUCAAAAGUUACUGGCUGUUUCUAGGAAACUUUUUACCCAUUUAGGAGACUUUUCCGAUCUUUUACGAGAAAUAAUGGCGGAAGUCAGAAAUUUAACAAACGCCGAGCGAUGUUCGUUAUUUCUUUUGGACCCCGAUCAACAAGAUUUAGUUGCUAAAGUGUUUGACGGUAUUGCCAUGAAAGAACCUGUGAAGGAAAUGAGAAUACCGAUAGGGCAAGGUAUAGCAGGUCAUGUUGCAACCACUGGCAUGUUAAUUAAUAUUAGAAAUGCCUAUGAACAUCCUCUUUUCUAUCGUGGAAUAGAUGAAGUGACAGGCUUUAGAACUAGAAAUAUUUUAUGUUUCCCAAUUAGGGACGAAAAUGGAAUUGUUGGAGUUGCGCAACUCUGUAACAAAAAGGAUAGACUAUAUUUCGAUGUUUUCGACGAAGAAGCCGCAACAGCAUUUAGUAUUUACUGUGGAAUUUCUAUAAUGCAUAGUAUCGUUUAUAAAAAGAUGCAAGAUGCUCAAGCAAGAAACAAGCUCAGCAAUGAAGUAAUGAUGUAUCAUAUGAAGGUGGAAGAAGACGCUGUUCAAGCGCUAUUGAAUUGCAAAGACGAACACAAUAUAAAAGAUUUCGAUAAAUUCCAGUUUACUCCUAGAAGUGUACCUUACAAGCAUAUACCCUGUUAUACGAUCAAAAUGUUCAAUGAUUUAGGUCUUAUUAAACACUGGAAAAUGAAAUUAUCAACUCUAGCUAGGUUUAUAUUAUAUGUUAAGAAGGGAUACAGGGACGCACCUUAUCAUAAUUGGGUACACGCAUUCUCUGUGGCACAUUUUGCGUAUUUACUGAUGAGAAAUUUGCAUCUCAUUACCGACAAUUAUAUGACGCAUUUGGAAGCAUUAGUUUUUUUAGUAUCCUGUUUGUGUCACGAUAUAGAUCAUAGAGGAACCAAUAAUUCAUUUCAAACUAAAUGUAGCACGGUAUUGGCUAGCCUCUACAGUUCCGAGGGUUCUGUAAUGGAGAGACAUCACUUGGCACAGUCUAUGUGCAUUUUAAAUACCGAAGAUUGUAAUAUAUUUGAAAAUUUUAAUAGCAACGAAUACAGUGAAGCAUUAGACUUGUUAAGAAACAAUAUACUCGCGACCGAUUUAGCGUCCCAUUUUCGCACCGUAGAAAAACAGGAAGAGAUGAUUAGAGAAAAGUACGAUAAAACGGAUCCCAAGCAACGAAAACUAUUUUUCGAUAUGCUUAUGACGUGUUGCGACUUGAGCGACCAAACCAAACAAUGGAAAGUUUCGAAAAAGACUGCAGAACAAAUUUAUGAUGAAUUCUUCUCACAAGGGGACUUGGAAAAAAGUAUGGGUAGUUCUCCUAUCGAAAUGAUGGACAGAGAGCGCGCGUCGAUACCAGACCUACAAGUUCAAUUCAUUACAAAUAUAGUUCUUCCACUUUUUAUUAACGUUUCCAUAUUAUUUCCGAUGGUAGAACCACUGGUUCAUGUGUUAAAAGAAAAUCGAGAUUUGUGGCAAGUGUCUAAAAUUGUAUUUCAAAAAUACACGAAAGCAGGAAUGAAAGGUAUCGAUAUUUUACUAGAUCCUACUUUCGAAGAAGAAGUCCUACAAAUCUAUACUCGGUGCAAUAAGGAUUCGUCGCGAAUCUCUACAAUCAACAUAGAGUUGGAGGAAACGGAAAGUAAUAUUAAAAUGAUUGAUACAUCGGGAUAGAGGAUUUAAUAUGUUUUUCAUGAAAAAGAAUUCGUGACAUAUACAAAUCGUGAUAGUUUUUAUAAUUCAGAAGCAAUAGAAGAGCUUGUUAAUUACCAAAUAUAUGUAGAUCGACUGAAAUUUGUUUAUUAAAAGAGCGCUGGCGUUCUGAAAAAUAUUUAUUGUAUGAUUAACGUGUAUUAAAAUGUUAUUUAAUAUUAGCUUUCUUUUGUAUCGUAUCGUAUGUAUAUGCAUGUGUUCGCAAGUAUGUUUUGUUUUACUCUCACCAGAUAGGCACAUCGAGGUACCAUUACAUACCUCAAACAUAUACUGCCUACGUAACCACCUAACAUUUUUGUGUGUCAUGCUAUUUAAUCUUUUUUUCAAGUAUAUUAAAUAGCAUUGAGAAACAAAUGAAACAUAGUUCCUAGAUUCCUACGUAUACUUCAUGGAGAAAUAUAUGUAUAUACGAUAUACCGAUUCGCCGUAUUGUUUCAAAUUUCACGGUUAAUUAAAACUGUUGUCAAUUAAAUUGUUUGAAUUUUUCAUAUAGUAUACAUAUAGUAUAAUGUCUCUGACCAAUUGUAAUUGAAAUUGCAAUAAUUUUCAGAUUUUAUUUUUUUUUAAAGAUAGAUAGGUAUUUUUCUUUAAAAAAUAAGUUACAAAAAUCUAAGUGCAAUUAAACGAAAUACAUUAGUCUGUAAAAUCGUAUUUACAUCGAAAUCUUUUCUAUAUAAAAAAGGGUAAAAUAUAAUUAUAGAGUAAUGUAAUUUAAUGUGAUAAAUAAUUAUGCUAUUACAUGAGAGUGACACGUUAUACACGAAUACAUAAGAUUAACAGUCCCAUUUAAGUUAAAGUACAAGUAGAAUUUAACUUAAAUUAUACAACAUUUGUAUAAAUCAUAAGAUCAAGAUUGUAAAUUUUACCGUAAUAAUUUUUUAACAAAAUUUUUGUUGAAUUUCUCUGUAUCGUUAGAUUACUUGUUUUAAUAAACUAAAAUUAAAUGAGAAACUGUCAAAAAGA